This is a messenger RNA of Gordionus sp. m RMFG-2023, 2283 nucleotides long. Its product is annotated as protein artemis-like. Gene Ontology annotation, biological process: double-strand break repair via nonhomologous end joining; interstrand cross-link repair; telomere maintenance. The record is from RefSeq and is a predicted model, not a curated record. Lineage: Eukaryota; Metazoa; Nematomorpha; Gordioida; Chordodea; Parachordodidae. The transcript is spliced from 2 exons. Gene Ontology annotation, molecular function: damaged DNA binding; 5'-3' DNA exonuclease activity. Bases 173 to 1963 code for a protein of 596 amino acids.
ACUAAACGUAGGGCGAUGGAUAUGUGUAAUUGUUCAUAAUCAUAAAUAUUUGACUAAAAUAAAGAUUAAUUUUGACAUCUUUCAGGAACAGUCCUAACCACUUUCAAAAUGGAAUGGAAUAUAUUAUUGGCCGUAAUGAAACAGGGAUGCAAAACCCCUUUCUAAUUCCCAAAUGAAGGCUUUUGACGGCCGGAUAGCUCAUUAUCCAGAUAUAUCGGUUGAUAAUUUUUUCGACCUCAAUUUAAGCUCCCAAUUAUACUUCUUAUCUCACAAACAUAUGGACCAUAUGAAGGGCCUUGACUCGGCCGAAUUCUAUACUCGCAUUUCCGAUAUGUCUAAAUUUGAUUCCUUCAAACAGAAGAGAUUGUUUUGCUCACCAGUAACUAAAACCUUGCUCUAUAAUGACCCCAAGUAUGUACAUAUAAGUGUAUUUUUUCAAGCUCUCUCACUGUAUCGACCAGUUUUGAUCAGGGCUCGUAUUUAUGAUAACAAUGCAAACAUUUGGGAUGACCGAUGCGAUAUAAGUAAAAUGCAAGGUAUUAUUAUUAAGGAAGAUGAAAAUGUUAUACCGAAUAUGGAAAAAGAAAAGGAUCAUGAAACCAUUGGAGUAAUCGAUCACGAGAAAAAGUUGAGAAGAUAUUAUAACAAAAAAAAUGACGAUAACGAAACAUGCAAGAAAUUAAGUGACUCCAAUAAUAACAAGUCUAGACAUUUGACUUUCAUGGUGACCCUAAUUCCAGCCGGGCAUUGCCCCGGUUCGGUAAUGUUUAAUUUUGAAAGCCCCCUCGCCAACGUGUUAUAUUCCGGGGAUUUUCGAUUUGGAGAAAAAUUUCUAUCUCUUAAACCCGGCACAUUAUUUGGGCUCGAUCAGUUUAUAAAACCUGGGAUAGACGCUCUCUACUUGGAUGCGACGUUCGCCGUACCGGAGGCUUCUUUCAUUCCAUCUAGAGAAGAAAGUUGUAGAGUAGCGGCUCAACUGGUUAAGGAUUGGUUAAAUUACGGGACUAAUGAUUGCGAAGAUAAAAAAUGUAACAUAUUUAGCGAUGAUACAAAUAGUGUUAACAUUAAGACAAAGCGAUUUGUUAGGCUAAAUUUACUUUACGACAUUGGAUAUGAACCCCUGUACGCCUCGUUACAUGAAGUUACUCAUUAUAAGGUUCACGUGUCGCCUUAUCAAUACGAAUAUUAUAGGUCCACUAAUGUGGCUUCUUAUCUCACGUUGAACCCUACGGUUACGCCUCUUCACGCUUGUCGAUUCAGGCCCUCGAAUAUUAAACAAAGCAACAAUAGUAAGGAAUGCAAAAUCGAGGGUUGUCAUGAAAAUAAUAUCAACCAAGAUGAGUUAAACCUGCAUCUUUGUGACUCAAUAAAUUCCAGUGAAAUCGAGGAAUUUAGCUCGAAGGUUUUGAUAAUCCAGCCUUCCGUCAUGUGGUGGAAUCAGACUUUGACCACAAAAAAAAUAUAUAGCAAAGUUCGUAACUUUUAUCGUCUUUGCUUCUCCAUGCAUCCAUCAUAUGGGGAAAUUUCAAAAUUUUUGGCAUUCGUCAGGCCUAAAGAGAUUUUCCCAAUAGCCAAACCCAUGAAUUGCGAUUAUUACAGACUUAAUCGCAUUCUCCAUAAAUGCGUAGACGAUGCCAAGCAAUUUGGCUUCGACGAAACAGGCACAAGUAGCAAGUUUUUGCCCCGGUCAUUUAUCAAGGGAGAACGACGAAAAAGGCGACUAUCUAAUGAUUUAUCUUCAUCCAAAUACUCGCAAGAAUCAUUUGAGCCAAUGAAUGAAAUUUUACCCUUUUUUUAUAUUUUCGAUGAACUUCCACCAGUUUCUUCACAUGAUGAAGAUAUAUCAAACGAGAACUCCAGUGCUGAAACGGGAGAUGUUCACGGCUCCUUAUCCAGUCAUGACAAUUCUAACGAUUCUCUCUUCUUAAACCAAGAUAAUUUUACAGAAGAAAUUAAUAUUUAAAUAAAAUUUUAAAUUUCAAUUUUUUGCAAUGAUUUCAAAAGGGGUUUUUAAAAUUGUAAACGGAUAUCAUUAAUAAUUAUUAAAUAUGAGAAUAUUGAUAACAAUUUAUAUCUAGAUUAAAUUAUUCAAAGGAUCCUACCAGGGAUCCAACCUGAACCAAACAGGUAUUUUUAUCCGAACCUGAACCCGAUCUGAUAUUCGUUUCGGUUCGGAUCCCUGAAUCCUAUUAUCAAAAACCUCGUUAAACUCAAUUCAGUCUUGCCUGUGAAAUAUUUUGUUUUAUAAAAUAAAUGAAUGAAUACCGCAAAUAAAUCAUUUUU